Messenger RNA from Nothobranchius furzeri (turquoise killifish), 2263 nucleotides. The record is from RefSeq and is a predicted model, not a curated record. Lineage: Eukaryota; Metazoa; Chordata; Actinopteri; Cyprinodontiformes; Nothobranchiidae.
UUCUGCUUGGACUACCGAUACCUGUCAGCUGCCUCUGGAGUCCCACAGGCUGAAAAAACCUGAUAGGACUCUUUCUUCAGCCUGACAGCAUCUCUAACCGCCGGUGUCCAACAGCAGGUUUGUGGGUUGCCACCACGACAGGCACUAUCAGGUUUGACUGGCGGCGGCACGUGGUUUGAAGGAGAGGCAAACAAAUAAAUCAGGUUGAGGUGGCUUUAUUGCAACAUGCUUUGUCACCAACACCAACAUCCUUCUAACACCAACACUCACUGCCUUUUAUAACUAGGUGACUGAUUGGAAGAAACCAAGAAGAGGGGUAAUCAAAGAAAUAAUUAAAUAAUAUUUACAGAACCCAACCUCCAAAAUAAAUGGUACCAAACAUUAUUUACAUAAAUACAAAUCAUACUAAAUAAAUCCAAGUUAAAUCAAACAACAGAAACUAGGUUUCACAUAACUCCUCCAAGAAUCACACCUCCUUAUUUAAGUGGUAUGCUCCAGCAGAUUAAAAGCAGCACCUAGGACACAAACUUCCCUUUGCUGCCCCGCCCUGCUGAGGAGACACUACCAGAAAGACACAAUGGCCUCAUCCACCCCUCUAUCCAAGGCCAACACCAGCUUCUCUCUGGAUCUGCUCAGAAAGCUGAGUGAAGACAACUCAACUGCAAACAUCUUCUUCUCUCCUUUCAGCAUCUCUUCAGCUCUGGCUAUGGUGAUGCUGGGAGCCAGAGGAGACACGGCCACACAGAUAUCAGAGUGUUUAAAAACUCAGGACUGCCGGGAUGAUGUCCACUCUCAGUUUGACAAACUGCUGGGAGAGCUCAACAAGCCAGGUGCUCCUUUUGCCCUCAGCUUGGCUAACAGGCUGUUUGGAGAACAGUCCUACCAGUUCCUUCAGGAGUUUUUAACACAAACCAGGACAAACUACAAGUCUGAGCUGGUGUCUGUGGACUUCAGAACUAAAUAUGAGAAAACUAGAAACGAGAUCAACAGCUGGGUGAAGAAGCAGACACAAGGUAAAAUCAAGGGUAUCAUAGCUAAGGGUGAGCUGAACAACAUGACCAGGCUGGUACUGGUCAACGCCAUCUACUUCAAAGCAGCCUGGGAUGAACCUUUUCUGAAAAUGUCAACUUAUAAUGGCCAAUUUUGGCUCAACAAGAGCAUCACAAAACCAGUAAAGAUGAUGUCCCAGUACUCCUUCUUUCCUCUUGGCUUCAUUCCUGAAGUCAGCUGUCAGGUCCUGGAGUUGCCUUACAAAGGGAAGGAACUGAGCAUGCUCAUCCUUUUACCUAAGAGGAUAGAUGAUGAUACAACAGGUCUGGAGCAGCUGGAGAAGCACUUGACCUAUGAGAAGUUCAUGGAGUGGACUCAUCCAGGAAAGAUGCACACAUGUAAAGUUGACGUGUACCUACCUCGAUUCAGACUUGAGGAGACGUACGAACUGAAUGAAGUCCUGACCCGCAUGGGCGUGGUGGAUGCUUUUGCUGCGUCAAAAUGUGACUUCUCUGGUAUGUCGAGCAACAAAGAGCUCUUUCUGUCCAAAGUCUCCCACAAGGCCUUUGUGGAAGUAAACGAGGAGGGAACUGAAGCUGCUGCUGCCACUGACAUCUCUAUAAGGAUGCUUAGUGCUGGACCAGUGUUCAGAGCAGACCAUCCUUUCCUUUUCUUCAUCCGCCAUAACCCCACCAUGAGUGUUCUGUUUGCCGGACGCUUCUGCUCCCCUAAGUGAGAGAUGUCUGGACAUGGACUUUUAUAGUGAUGAACUUCAGUAUUUGAACACCCUGCGGUCAUACAAUGGGAUUUCCUGCUUAUUUUAAAUGCUUUCUCUCACAAUAGGAAUACACCUCAUGUGAGUUUCAGUCCCCCUAAUAAUUUCUUAGUUAGAACUUGCAAAAUUGCUGGGUGUUCGAAUAUGUAUGUUCCUCACCAUAUGGUGGAACAGGUUUAUUGUACUUCACAGAAAGCUACUGUUUCUUCUACAAACUAGUGAUUUUCUUCAUAUCCAUAUUAAUCAGUUUGUUGUUUUCUGUGAUUCUUUUGUAAAAUAUCUGAUGAAGGGCGCUCAUCCAGUUUAGUCCAACGCCAAAGGCUUACUGAUGGCACCACCAACACCAAGUCCUAGGAAGAAGGAGGUCCAGUCAUUGAGUUCUUUGCAACAUUUUUUUUAUUUUUGAAAUUAAUUUGGAAACUCAACAAUUAUUUUUAUGCAAAUAAUGUCUUACUUAAUAUUGUAUGUGUGUCAAUAAAAUAAUGAAAAAUCAAAAUU